AUGCUGGAAUUGAUCAAAUUCGGUAUAGCUUUGACGCUUAUAUAUACUUCGAAGCAUUAUUCACCUCUUUUAGCCGCCGUUGGACUCUCCAUUGUUGGUUAUGUUGUUUGCGACUUUUUAAUUCCACGUGUGGGACCCCAUUUCAUAAAAAUUGGCCGUUUUGGCAAAGAUUUGAGUAAGCCGGGCAGACCGAUCAUACCGGAAACUGUGGGUGCUGUACCGGCUACUGUUUACAUUUUCAUCAUGUUUUUCAAUAUCCCAUUUCUGUUUUACAAAUAUUUGGUGGUGAUGACUUCGGGCGGAGGCCAUAGAGAUGUGUCGAUUGAAGAGACACCAGGUGAAAUCUUUUUUCCACAUGCUAAACUUUCGGAAUACUUAAGUGCAGUUCUGUGUCUCCAAAGCACUGCGCUGCUAGGAAUCGCAGAUGAUCUAUUCGAUUUGAGAUGGAGACACAAAUUUUUCCUACCGGCCGUUGCCGCGAUUCCACUGCUUACGGUUUACUACGUUGAUUUUGGUGUUACCUACGUCCUAAUCCCGGAUUUUGCCAAGAAUUGGCUCAAUAUUACGAAAAGUGCGGUUAAUUUGGGACCGCUGUAUUACGGAUACAUGAGCAGUGUGGCAAUUUUCUGUCCAAACUCCAUCAACAUUCUUGCGGGAGUUAACGGGCUUGAAGUCGGACAAAGCAUUGUUCUGAGUCUAAUCUUUUUGAUAAACGAUACACUUUACCUACUAUUCGGCGCAGAAGCGUCACAGGACUCACACAAGCUUUCUGCCAUACUCAUUAUUCCAUUUCUCGGCGUGUCACUCGCAUUAUGGAAAUGGAAUCGUUGGCCAGCCAAGGUAUUUGUAGGCGAUACUUAUUGCUAUUUCGCAGGAAUGAUAUUCUCUGUCGUGGGAAUUUUAGGCCAUUUUUCCAAGACGGCGCUCUUGUUUUUCAUUCCACAGAUUUUCAACUUUGCCUACUCUUGUCCACAGCUUUUCGGACUCGUACCUUGUCCGCGGCACAGGCUUCCAAGGUUCAAUGAGAUGGAUGGCCUUAUGUACCCAUCUCGUGCCGAGUUUUCGACAAAGCCACCAAAAUCCGUAAUGAAACCCGUGUUCAGAGUACUCGAAUUCUUCAAACUCAUUCAUAUCGAAUACGAUACAAAGACAGGGGAGAUGGUAAACUGCACGAACAUGACUCUCAUCAACCUUGUGCUUGUAUGGUUUGGUCCUAUGCGCGAAGACAUUCUGUGUAACACAAUCUUGGCGCUGCAGUUUGCGAUUGGUCUAACAGCGAUUGCUGCCAGACAUGCGUUAGGAACGCUCAUUUUCGGUCACGACAAUUUGAACAUUCUUUGA
Lachancea mirantina is the source of this 1341-nucleotide messenger RNA. The record is from the annotation of a GenBank genome assembly. NCBI's taxonomy places the organism in Eukaryota, Fungi, Ascomycota, Saccharomycetes, Saccharomycetales, Saccharomycetaceae.